Molecule: messenger RNA, 1455 nt
Organism: Suillus subaureus
Lineage: Eukaryota; Fungi; Basidiomycota; Agaricomycetes; Boletales; Suillaceae
Exons: 7
Coding region: 315-1433 (372 amino acids)
Biological process (GO): GDP-mannose metabolic process
Molecular function (GO): GDP-mannose 4,6-dehydratase activity
Source: RefSeq, a predicted model, not a curated record
UCCUAAGGCAAAGGUUGCGGGUUCGAUCCCCGUCGUCGGUAGUCGGUGAACUACGAGCGGUUAUUUUUUUUGUUCGUGGUGUUGGUCGCUGUCGAGAACGGUGACCGUCGUUGCACGCAAUUUUUGUCCUAAAACCUUGUCGAAUCGCUUGUCUUGUGAAGCCUCUCCUGAUAUCUUGGUGGAAUACCUUACAUUCGAUAUCAUCACGCGCGACACCGCCAUUAGUGAUAAUCUCCAUAAACCCGCGGGCCGCAGCCUGUCACGGACCACGGUGCACCCUGAUAAUCUUGAACAUCACACUUUCAUUCACACAAAUGCCUUCAGACGCUACCCCGUUGAUGAAGCUCGACCUUCCAUCUCCAGAGGAGUUCAGGAAGAGGAAAGUCGCAUUACUCUCAGGUAUAACCGGUCAGGAUGGCUCUUAUCUCGCUGAACUUCUCCUUGAGAAAGGAUACGAAGUACACGGUAUAAUCCGUCGUUCUUCCAGCUUCAACACCGGUCGUCUAGAAUCUCUCUACGCAGACCAACAUGAACGCCCUAACAAGUUCAAGCUUCACUACGGCGAUCUCUCCGACAGCACCAACCUCGUCUACAUCCUCGCCCAAGUCCUUCCCUCUGAGAUCUACAACUUGGGCGCCCAAUCCCACGUCAAAGUCUCUUUCGAGAUGGCAGAAUACACAGCCGACGUUGAUGGGCUCGGUACCCUCCGCCUCCUCGACGCAAUCCGCACAGUAGGGCUUGAGAAACACGCCAGGUUCUACCAAGCAUCCACUUCAGAGCUCUAUGGAAAGGUCGUCGAGACGCCCCAGAGCGAGACCACUCCGUUCUAUCCUCGCAGCCCGUACGGCGUCGCCAAGCUCUACGCAUAUUGGAUCACUGUGAACUACCGUGAGGCGUACGGUAUGUAUGCUUGUAACGGGAUCUUGUUCAACCACGAGAGCCCAAGGCGAGGGAGGACAUUCGUCACUAGAAAGAUCUCCAGGGCUGUUGCUGAUAUCAGCGUCGGAAAACAGCACUGUUUGUACCUUGGUAACAUCGAUGCGCAGCGAGACUGGGGACAUGCUAGGGACUACGUCGAGGGCAUGUGGCGCAUGCUCCAACAGCCCACCCCUGAUGAUUUCGUCCUCGCCACGGGAGAGACUCAUCCUGUGAGAGAAUUUGUCGAAAAAGCCUUUGCAAUCGUUGGAGUGACCAUAAGAUGGCGUAACUCUGGCGUGCAGGAGGAGGGGUACGACGAGAAAACCGAGCGAGUGGUCGUUAAAGUCGACCCGCAGUAUUUCCGUCCCGCGGAAGUGGACCUUUUGCUCGGCAACCCCGCCAAGGCCGAACGUGUCCUCGGGUGGAAACGCAAAGUCGACUUCGAUAGCCUCGUGAAGGAGAUGGUGAAUGCGGAUCUGAGGGCUACGAAGAGCCUUGUGGAAGACCAGAACUGAGUAUUGACUGAUGAACUCCAAG